Molecule: messenger RNA, 4053 nt
Organism: Penicillium griseofulvum
Lineage: Eukaryota; Fungi; Ascomycota; Eurotiomycetes; Eurotiales; Aspergillaceae
Exons: 5
Coding region: 1-4053 (1350 amino acids)
Biological process (GO): ribosome biogenesis; mitotic spindle assembly checkpoint signaling; endoplasmic reticulum to Golgi vesicle-mediated transport
Cellular component (GO): RZZ complex
Molecular function (GO): protein binding
Source: RefSeq, a predicted model, not a curated record
AUGCCAGCAAAUACUGAGGAGCUGUGCCAGGCGGUGUUAGGCUUCGUCACUGAGGGCACUUAUCCCGAGGAGAGUGUAGUUGCUGGUAAGUUCCCGGCAGCUGCUCUCGCCAGGGAACUCGAGCUUAUAUCGAAGGCGCGUGAGCAAGUAGAGAAUGAGAUUAGCUCCUUGAGUCGCGAGAACACCACCUUCGAUGCAGAUGACUGGAUCAUCCAAGCGAAGCAACUCCACGCCGACAUAGAACGCUCAAGAUUGACUGCGCGAGAAAUAGUCGCGCAGCAUGAGCAUACCGAACCCCUGCAAGCGAAGGUUGAAGAUGCAAGAGCCAAGGUCGCAUUGGUUGAGACGGAGAUUGCCUUCAAUGAGGCUGUAGCGGGCACCCUAGAGGAAGUGCACCGUCUAUGCCAGCAGCUGGAAAUAGGGCGAGCUGCCCUCAGAAAUGGUCAGAUCACCACUGCCAUUGAGCAAUUGGAGUCGACCGACGCAGCUGUUGGAAAGGAUGCCUUCUUUACCAAUACAAAUGUGAUGGGUAUACUCUCUGACGAGGUAUCACUUCUACGAUCGGAGAUUUCCCAGGCGCUUCGUUCACGCUGGGCUGAUCAAUUGAACGUUGAUCGACAACAAGGGGAAUUCCAUGUCUCCAGCGCAGCUGCAGCUGCAGAUUCUCUUGAGAGCACUAUUACGUUGCUGGCCCGACUGGAUAUACUCGCAUCUGCCAAUGAGAAGCUGCAAAAAGAUCUACUAUCUGCGAUCGUAAAUCCGAUCUUGCAACCUCACCCUGAUGGAACCAGCCAUGGUGUGGUGGUGACGGAGACUGGCAUUCACAUUGAGCCCGAGGCCUCAAAGACAACCGCUCUAGAGACCUUGGAUCGGAUUUCCAGCGUUUUGGGCUACUUGCGACAUAAUAUACCGUCGUCGGUGUCUGCAACUUUCUCCGAAUCAUUCAUUGUGACUAUUUCCUCGAAGGUGAUAUCCGAGUGGCUGUCUCCUGCCAUUCCCACCGAUUUAGGUGGCCUCGGCGAGUUUGAGAAUACCCUGAACCACGUUUUACAGUUCACCAAGCAGGUGGAUUCUUGGGGUUGGACUGGUCAAGAAGAGCUCGUCUCGUGGGUCAAUCAAGCCCCACGCCUGUGGCUGACUCGGCGUAGAGUCGACUCGCUCGAUAGAGUUCGCAAGGUCCUUGCUGCCAGUCAGGGAACAACGAAACAGGUCGAACGAAUUGAAAAGGAAAAGGUUUCUCAGGCUGAGGGCGCUCUAUUGGAGACUGAAGGCAAUGAUGACUGGGAUGCGGACUGGGAUGACGAUAAAGAAGACGAGCCCAAGGAAGCAGAAACAACAAAGCCCGAGGAGGAAGAGGAAGACGUUAGUGCGUGGGGUCUUGAUGACGAGGAGACUGAGGAGACUCCCGAUCAGGCCAAACCUGCUUCCAUAGAAGACGAUGAUGCUGAUGAUGAUGCUUGGGGCUGGGGCGAUGAGGAUGAAGAUGACCAUAAAGUCGAUAAUAAACCCCCGCAGCCCCAGAACACAGCAGCGACAAAACCAACCGGGUCUUCAUCACCAAAAGAGGUCACCCUAAAGGAAGUCUUCACAAUCACCGAUAUCCCCGAAUCUGUUCUUGGGGUUGUCCAGCAGCAAAUCACCGAUUCAAAGGAUAUUUUGCAGCCUGCUCAUGCCAAUUCCCGCGUCGCUUCUUCUGGUGCUGGUCUUCUUGCACUGCCGACCUUGAUCUUGGCUAUGUUCAAAGCUACAUCAUCCACAUUCUACUCGCUGAAGCUUACUUCAGGGCAGAUGUAUCUUUAUAAUGAUAGUCUGUACCUUGCCGAGGAAAUCCGGAAACUGGUCGAGGAACAUGAUCUCUCCAGACUUCAGCCUGAUGUUGAAGCUUUGGAGAAAUUUGGCAAACUUGCGUAUAGCAAAGAGAUGCAGACGCAGCGCACGAUCGUCACAGAUCUGCUUGACGGAGCCCAAGGAUUUGGACAAUGCUCCGAGCAGCCAUUCCAGGCAGACUGUGAGAACUCUGUUAGCGCAACCGUCGACCGAAUUCGUGAUGUUUACAAGGAAUGGCAACCCAUACUGUCUCAUUCUGCGCUCCUCCAAUCAGUUGGAUCUCUCUUGUCUACCGUGAUCAAUAAGGUGGUCAUCGAUAUCGAAGAUUUGGGUGAUAUCUCGGAGGAUCAGUCACGGCAACUGGUCUCCUUCUGUAAUCAACUUUCAAAAUUGGAGGACCUCUUCAUGCCUGAGCCAGAUGGUGGCGCCGAGGCAUUGCCCGUCACUGCCAUCUACGUUCCGAGCUGGUUCCGUUUCCAAUACAUGAUCAAUAUUCUCGAGAGCUCUUUGGCCGAUAUCAAAUUCCUUUGGCUCGAAGGAGAGUUGGGCUUGGAGUUCUCUGCUGAGGAAGUGAUUGAUCUGAUCGAGGCCUUGUUUGCAGAGUCUGAUCACCGGAGACGCCGAGUGGAGCCAUCUCCGCGCUCUGCGCAAGUGUGCCGCACGGGUCACCGUAUUUUUUCCUCACCCGCCGAAAAUGCGACAGCCACCAAAAAAGAUUCCAUCUGCAACAUCGGCACCAAUUUGAACGAUUUCAAAAUGAGUGAAGAUUUGGUCACAUCCGCUGCGGCAGAAUCCGCACAGAGACAAGUUCGAGUGCAGCUUAUCAGCCAACAGGAGGAUAUUGCUCUGCCUGAAAGCACCGGUCCAAUUCUUGUUCCUACUGGGCUUCGACGAUAUGCGCUGUCGACACUUGUGAACAACCUUCUUUCAAGCGAAAAGCCCAUUCCAUUUGAGUUUUUGAUCAAUGGAACUUUUUUGCGGACCUCAAUUGAUGAAUAUUUGGUCGAUAACGGUAUCUCUGCUGAGACGACCCUCGAGAUUGAAUAUGUUCGAGCUUUGAUUCCCCCCCUGCACAUCGCCUCGUUCCAGCACGACGACUGGGUCAGCGCGACAGACGUCCUUUCCACGACUUCACCUGCUGCAUCCUGGGCCUCAGGUGCGACUUUCACCCCGGGCCAGGAAAGAAUCCUAUCAGGAAGUUAUGAUGGUCUGCUCCGGAUCUGGAAUAUGUCUUCUGAGACUAUUGCGACCUCCCCUGCCGCCGCCGAUGGUGGCCACACCGCCUCUAUCAGAGCCGCUAAGUUCGUUUCGCCCAACCAGAUCGCAUCGGCUGGUCUUGAUCGCACGGUCCGAUUGUGGAAGUAUACCGAGGGUGAAGGUGGUUUCACUGGGAAAAUUUCUCCUCAACUGGAGCUGUACGGUCACAAGGCUGGAAUCGAGUCACUAGCAGUUCACGCCAAGUCCAACCGUCUGUUGACUGGUUCUGCAGACAACACCGUUGGAUUCUGGUCAACCAAGAAGGCCGAUGCCCCGGCAGCACCUGAGAACUUGCUUCCUUCUAGCAAUGCACGGAACACGAAGCGCCGCAAGCUGAACACAUCCGUCACCACACCGCAACGUGGUCCUCUGACCCUUCUGUCAGCUCACACAGCACCUGUUUCUGCUGCUAUUUUCGACGGAAAAGAUGCUACCGUUGGUUACUCGGCAUCAUGGGAUCACUCCCUGCGGACCUGGGAUUUGGUCACCGGUGCUCUGGUUGAUACCCGCACCACAUCACACUCCCUCCUCUCGCUCGAGCACCUCCCCGAACUCAGCCUCUUGGCUGCCGGUACUGCCGCCCGCCAUAUCACUCUGAUUGAUCCCCGCGCAUCUGCUACGACUGUGUCUGCCAUGACUCUCCGCGGCCACACCAACGCUGUUGUGAGCUUGGCCCGUGACCCCCAUAGCACAUAUGGUCUCAUUAGCGGUAGUCACGACGGAACGUGCAGAAUUUGGGAUAUCCGAUCCACUAAGACAGACAAGGAAGGUGUUGUUGGUGAGAGUGUUUACUCGAUUACCCGUAAGAGCCUCGAGGAGGAGGGCAAGUCGGAUAGCAAGCGGGUUGGCGGUGAAGGUGUUAAGGUGUUCAGCGUGAGCUGGGACAAGACAGUGGGCAUUGUCAGCGCGGGUGAGGAUAAGCGGAUCCAAAUCAACCGCGGCGAAGGCGUGCUGUCUUCGCAGGCAUGA